UAUCAUUUUGAAAUCUCUUCCUGAUUCGGAAAUCACACCAGUUUUAAUGUUGAUUUAAAAUAUGAUUAUGAGCUAUUCACCAAGUAUGCCUAAAUAAGAAAUGCAAUAUAUAUGCAAUUGUAUGUUCUCGCAAUUUUGAAUAAGUCCCAUUGAUGUCCAAUAUUCUUGCAAAAUGAUCGCCAGUAUUUUGUACCUUAGCAGCCUUCUGUGUCACGUCAUUAUCGAAACUGAUGCCAAGAAAAUUUUAUUCCUAAUGGCUCAAUCAAAAAGUCAUAUGUUGCCGGCAAUACCUGUUGCCGAGGAGAUGGUAAAGUUAAACCAUACAACUACUUUUGUGGUAGCAGCUAGAAUGAAAGAGGCGUUGGAAUCAGAAGGCAUUAAACUUUCACCUUCUAUCAUUGCAAAGAGUUUUGAUAACUAUUAUUAUGAGGACAUUAUUCGGGUAACACUUGUGAGAAUGGCACAAGGUUCAAAAAUUGAAUCGCAGGUGAAAUGGUUACAAGGAACAAACGCUCUCUGUCACGAAUUUAUGAAUGAUAAGAAAUUGAUAAACAAAUUAAAAGACCGGAAAUUUGAUAUUGCUGUUGUAGACUACGCACCUGUUCUUUGUUUCACUAUUAUGGCGUAUAAACUUGAUCUGCCAUUUGUCUCUUUUGGUGCCUUCAUAGAUCCAACCUUAAAUCGAGUUCCAUUGAACCCAGCUUUCACGCCAACAUCUUUUUCUGCAUUCAAUGAUAAGAUGACAUUCUUGGAGAGUGUUUGGAAUACGCUGCGAUAUCUUUUGUUAGUCGCUGCUAGACCUGCAGCUCCAACGUUAGAGAACCUGGCAGUCAAGUAUGUCCCAGAAAAACCAGCUAUUUCUAACCAAGAAGCAAAACAAAAAGCUAUGCUUUAUAUACACGACAGUGAUAUUCUAUUUGAUUAUCCGCAACUGUUCCCGCCAAAUGUAAUACUUUGUGGCGGUCUUGCUGCACAUCCGUCGAAAAAAGUAUCAAAAAAUCUCGACACAUUUGCAUCAUCAAACAAAGGCUUGGUAGUUGUUUCUUUUGGCAGUAUUUUCAAAACAUUUCCGAAUAAUACCUUCGGGAAAAUGAUUGAAGCUUUUAAACAAAUAUCUGAUCUUAACUUUGUGAUUCGACAAGGAGAUACAGAGGAGACAACAGACAAUAUUUUGAGACUUCCAUGGAUCCCACAGAACGAUUUACUCGGUCAUCCUCGUACCGUUUUAUUUAUAACACAUUGUGGCAGAAGUGGAAGUAUGGAGGCUAUCUACCACAGAAUUCCUGUUAUUAAAGUUCCAUUAAGUAUUGACCAACCUUACAAUGCGGGCGUUAUGGAAGACAAAGGUUAUGGUAUUAAGAUGGAUUUACAUGAUUUUUCUACUGAGGAAUUAAUUGCCAAUAUCAGGCAAGUAGCUUUUACCGAUAAGUUUAAGCGGAACAUAAAGCAAGCAUCGGACAUAUUUCACAGUCGCCCACAGACCCCUGCAGAAAGAGCAGCUUAUUACAUCGAUUUAGUUGCCAAACAUGGUGACAAACAUUUUCGACACUUUGGGUUAGAUAUGCCUUGGUAUUCGUUUUAUCUUUUUGAAGUUAUGUGCUUUCUUUUGUUAAUGAGCAUUAUCUCAUCUAUUGUUAUGUAUUUAGUGUUUAGGAAAUGUAGAAAAUAUUCGAAAAACAGAACUGUAAAGCAUAAAAAAGAAUAAGAUAACUAUAAAAUUUCAGAAACAGG
Mytilus californianus (California mussel) is the source of this 1731-nucleotide messenger RNA. Its product is annotated as UDP-glucuronosyltransferase 2A3-like. The record is from RefSeq and is a predicted model, not a curated record. The transcript has 3 exons. Lineage: Eukaryota; Metazoa; Mollusca; Bivalvia; Mytilida; Mytilidae. Gene Ontology annotation, molecular function: UDP-glycosyltransferase activity. The coding region runs from base 173 to 1705 and encodes 510 amino acids.